This is a messenger RNA of Leptomonas pyrrhocoris, 844 nucleotides long. RefSeq names its product putative mitochondrial triosephosphate isomerase. The record is from RefSeq and is a predicted model, not a curated record. Gene Ontology annotation, cellular component: cytosol. The transcript has a single exon. Bases 89 to 844 code for a protein of 251 amino acids. Gene Ontology annotation, biological process: glycolytic process; glyceraldehyde-3-phosphate biosynthetic process; glycerol catabolic process. Gene Ontology annotation, molecular function: triose-phosphate isomerase activity. Lineage: Eukaryota; Euglenozoa; Kinetoplastea; Trypanosomatida; Trypanosomatidae.
AGAACUCUUCCCGCCUCACCUCGCCAUUUCCAGCAACCGUCUCCCUUUGUCCUUUUCUUUCCCCUUUACCUAACCCACUAAAGCAAGCAUGUCCGCCAAGCCGCAGCCCGUCGCCGCCGCCAACUGGAAGUGCAACGGCAGCCGCGCCUCCAUCGAGAAGCUGCUGGAGUGCUUCAACGGCCAGGAGAUCACGCACGACGUGCAGUGCGUGGUGGCGCCCACCUUCGUGCACCUCCCGAUCGUGCAGGCGAAGCUGAGCCACCCCAAGUACGUCAUCAGCGCCCAGAACGCCAUCUCCAAGAGCGGCGCCUUCACGGGUGAGGUGUCGAUGCCGAUCCUGAAGGACAUGGGCAUCAACUGGCUCAUCAUCGGCCACUCGGAGCGCCGCACGUACUACGGCGAGACGAACGAGAUCGUGGCGCAGAAGGUGGCGGACGCCGUGAAGCAGGGCUUCAUGGUGAUUGCGUGCAUCGGCGAGACGCUGCAGCAGCGCGAGGCGAACCAGACGGCGAAGGUGGUGCUGACGCAGACGGCCGCGAUUGCGAAGAUGGUGCCGAAGGAGGCGUGGGCCAACAUCGUGCUGGCGUACGAGCCCGUGUGGGCCAUCGGCACCGGCAAGGUCGCCACCCCUGAGCAGGCGCAGGAGGUUCACGCGAUGCUGCGCCAGUGGGUGACGGAGAAGAUCGGUGCGGAUGUGGCUGCCAAGCUGCGCAUCCUGUACGGCGGCUCCGUGAACGCGGCCAACGCGAAGGUGCUGUACGCGAAGCAGGACAUCAACGGCUUCCUCGUCGGCGGUGCGUCCCUCAAGCCGGGGUUCCGCGACAUCGUCAGCGCCACGCAGUAG